UUCCGGGGGUCAACGCCCCCGCGGCCUGGUCUGUGACCAGGCCUCCUGGUGGAUCAGAGCCUGAUCAACCAGGCUGUUGCUGCUGGCUGCACGCAAACCAACGUACGAGCCACAGCCCGGCUGGUCAGGAACCGACUUUAGGUGCUUGUCCAGUGGAUAAUGCAGUACAGUGAAAUUAUAUAACCUCUCAAGGAUGCCAAUAGAAAUAAGCAUGGCAGGAACAAUGUGGGACAUAGUAACAAUAAAGGGCAUUGUCCUUGUAGUGAUGUUUGUCAUCACCUUUGUAUGUUCGAUGCUGCCUAUUAUAUUUGUCAAACGCAUCAGGCAAACACAUGAUUCCUAUCUCAGAUCCAAAUAUCAUGUUGUGCUGAGCCUGAUGUCCUGCUCAGCUGGAGGAGUCUUCAUGGGAACAUGUCUCCUGGACCUGUUUCCAGAUGUACAGGAACAGUUGGACAUACUGAUGGAUCAAAGUUCUAUAAUGAGCUCCUUUCCCAUUGCAGAAUUCAUUAUUGUUUUUGGUUUUCUUCUUGUCUUGACAAUGGAGCAAAUUGUGUUGGACUACAAGGAAUCAAGAUUACUUAGUAGACCACCAGAAGUACAGUCCCUUCUUAGCGACCCAAGAGAGACAAGACGCAACUUACAGCAACAACACAGCCUUAGUGGAAUCUCGGACCAACCAGACCUCACCUCGUCAAUGCGGAGUGAAAAUGGUUCACUGGGUGGAUCACAUCGUGGAUAUGGAACAGUAGAUGAUCAUUGUGAACCGGACGACAGCCACAUGCACAUCCAGCUCUUUGACCACUCCAUCCAUCACGACAUCGCAUCUCACUCAUCCCUGCGCUCCCUUCUCCUCUUGUUUGCAUUAUCACUUCAUUCUAUUUUUGAAGGAAUGGCAAUUGCUCAGGACAGAUUUGAUGAUGUAGUGAGCUUAUUCCUCGUGAUGUUGAUGGCCAAAAAUGUUUUUUUGUGUAACAUCGCCCUGGGGCUAGGCAUUGGCAUGGCCAUCAUGGAGAUGCAAGCCUCCUCACCACUACAGCUAUUCUGGCACUCUCCAGGGCAUUGCCUGUGGCACAUUCCUUUAUGUUACUUCUUUGAGGUUUUACCUCAUGAGAUGAACAAUGGUGAAAACAGGUUACUCAAGUUACUCUUCAUAAUAUUUGGGUUCUCAGCUGUGUGUGGUGUACUAUAUCUAGACCCAGACAUACAGCGUCCUCGUUGCUAUCAGCCACCUACAGUUAUGCCUCACCCAUAA
Cherax quadricarinatus is the source of this 1252-nucleotide messenger RNA. NCBI's taxonomy places the organism in Eukaryota, Metazoa, Arthropoda, Malacostraca, Decapoda, Parastacidae. The record is from RefSeq and is a predicted model, not a curated record.